Messenger RNA from Lampris incognitus (smalleye Pacific opah), 1401 nucleotides. RefSeq names its product tektin like 1 (gene tektl1). The coding region runs from base 1 to 1401 and encodes 466 amino acids. The record is from RefSeq and is a predicted model, not a curated record. NCBI's taxonomy places the organism in Eukaryota, Metazoa, Chordata, Actinopteri, Lampriformes, Lampridae. The transcript has 8 exons.
AUGCAAGUGCAUUUAGCCCCGCUAAACUCGGUGACUGUGGGGUCGCAGCCGUGGCGCAAUGAUCCGGUGCGCUCCAUCCUGCGGGCGGGGCACCUGGCAUGCCAGACCCGCGCCGGGCGCUCCAGGACCACCGGCCGCCCUCGGAGCUCCGCCGCCGCCUCCGCUGCUGCGUCACCUCCCAAAGAACCAGAGAUGAAGGAGACGGAAAAUAAAACCAACGAUAAGGAGAGCUGCGAUGGGCACGAUUCAACCCGCAAGACAGCGAGGCCUCAGACGACGGGGGCGACGCUCCUCGGGGACUCCCAGUUCACCUCUGUGGCCCCGUCCAGCUUACGAGAGCAGUGUGCGGAGUCGAGUGUCGGCGUGGCCGUGGAGUACAUGCGCCGGGUGAGGGAGGCGGAGGGCCAGUUACGCAGACAGGCGGGGCAAGUGACCGAGGAGGGCACCAGGCUGGAGAGAGAGAGGAGCCACCUGGAGAAAAUGCUGUGGAGCCUGAGGAACGACCUGCAGGUCAACAGGAGGAGCACCGAAGAGAGGAGCAGGAGACCCUCCACCACGGAGACGGAGAGAGACGGCGUCGAUGACCUGCUGGUGUGCGAGCGGCGAGAGCUGGUCAAGUUGAAACAGGAGCUGGAGGGGAUGCUGAGAGACACAAUAAACCAGCAACAGGUCCUGGGUUUGUGCAGCAGACGGCUGUUGGAUUGUGCCGCCGAGAGAUCUUGUGUUCUGGAUCUGAUGCCACACCACGGCUCUCUGUCCACAGGAGGACAUACGUCCACCUCUCAGACCUUCACCAAAGCCGACCCCGUCAGCCCCUUCACACCAGGGUAUAAGCAGGCCCUGGAGUCCUCCACUCAGGCCCUGAGCCAGUCACAGCUGCUGAGGGAGAAAAUCAGACAGACGAUAACCAGCGCCAUCGCCAGGCAAAGAGCUGCACAGCACACGGUCAACCACGGCCUGCUUAAGAAAAUUGCAGAGACGGUCGCUGUGAAGCAACAACUUACGCUGAUGUCUGUGGCAACCAGGCAGGCCAUCUAUCGCAAACAGAGGGAAAUCAACCGUAUUCGCCACAACCACGACCGAUCCCGGGGACCAGAGUCCAGCAGUGACCUGUUGUCCAGAGAAAAACUGAACAGACCUCUAGUAAAGGUCUACCAGAGACACCCUGGGACACAGCUAGCGGAGGCUGCUCAGCUCAAGCAGGGCACCGCAGUGCUGAAACGCUGCCUGACGUCAUCGGAAGACGAGAUGGCCAGCUUACAGGACACCUUCCGACAGCUGAACAACAACCUGCAGAAAAAGACGGCGGCCACUCAGGUGGACUCGUUGGUGGUUCGCAUGAGGCGCCGGCUUUUGGACAGGCGAGCCACGCCUACAGCUCUCCAGCAGGGGGCAUGCUGA